CGAACGAAAAGGGUUUUAUCUGGCCAUCAAAAUGUGAUGGCCUGGCCCCGCCACGUAGAUUUGGUUGGGUUGGCGGGAAAAAGUUGAAGAUGGGAAUUGGAAGAACUACAGAAAUAGAAGAAAAACCCUAACAAGCCCCGAACUUGAGCAACAGGACGGUGACGUUUUGGGACUUCCGGUUAAAGCAGGCGUACACCGAAACCCCGGAAAAGAUAUGGAAGAUGAAAAGCCUUCAACAGUCAUCUGCACAGUGGUAGCCAUGGAUCACACGAGCUUCUGCUACAGAGUAUGCUCUGUCUGCGAGAGGACACUUCCGGAGAACAGUACCCCUGCUCUCUGCAAAUCCUGUGACUUCAAUGUCUUCAAUCCAGGCUCCUCUAGUUCGAAACGUCUCUACCGUGUUCUCUGUUCCGUUGCGACGGAUGAGAAAGUUUUCGUAGUGAUAUGCUUCGAUAGGGCUGCUAGGGUUCUCUUUGGUUGCUCUGCAGAUGAAUUUUUCGACUUCGCCAAGCUUAACCCAUUUGCAGGUGUGACUGCUGGUAAAGUGCUGGAGGGAGAGAUGUUCCGAAUGACGCUGUCCAAACCAAGGAACGGCAACGCACGGCACCUGCGUGUCACUUCUGUUGUUCCUUUACGCUCAAACUUCCGUCCAGCUAUUGAGACCUUGAAGAGUUUAUAUGGAGUUGGAGCUGGUAUUAGUUCAUUCUAAUGUGCUCUGUUAAUAUUUCCGAGAUCUGGUACACAUUUCUCGACGCCGAUUCUUCUGUAAGUUAUCAGUGGUUGUGGUGAACUUUUUACCUUGGUAUUACAUACUAUGGAUGUGGUGAACUGACAAUUGAAUCAAUUCAAUUCAAUUCCUGGUCUAUUUUUCCCA
Nelumbo nucifera (sacred lotus) is the source of this 874-nucleotide messenger RNA. RefSeq names its product replication factor-A carboxy-terminal domain protein. NCBI's taxonomy places the organism in Eukaryota, Viridiplantae, Streptophyta, Magnoliopsida, Proteales, Nelumbonaceae. The record is from RefSeq and is a predicted model, not a curated record.